Lathyrus oleraceus (garden pea) is the source of this 1954-nucleotide messenger RNA. RefSeq names its product probable WRKY transcription factor 4. Bases 121 to 1665 code for a protein of 514 amino acids. The transcript is spliced from 4 exons. The record is from RefSeq and is a predicted model, not a curated record. Gene Ontology annotation, molecular function: sequence-specific DNA binding; DNA-binding transcription factor activity. Gene Ontology annotation, biological process: regulation of DNA-templated transcription. Lineage: Eukaryota; Viridiplantae; Streptophyta; Magnoliopsida; Fabales; Fabaceae.
GUACUGAUUACACAAACACACACGAAACUAAAAAUCUCAUCAUUUCUAUUUUUCUUCUCAUUUUCUUCUAUUUUUCUUUUUCUCUUUAUUUUUUUCACCAACCAACAACCGCCGCUAAAUAUGUCCACCGCCAAUCCCUCCGACACCGACACGGCGUCUCCGCCAUCUCGUCCGACCAUCACGCUCCCGCCUCGUCCUUCCGUCGAAGCAUUCUUCGCCGGUGCCGCUAGUCCUGGACCGAUGACACUGGUUUCAAGCUUCUUCGCUACUGAAUCCGCUACUUUCUCUCAGCUUCUCGCCGGAGCUAUGGCUUCUCCGCUUGCGUACUCCUCCGCCGCGGCGGAGAAUUACUUCGUUAAAGAAGAUGAUGUGGUGAACAGGAAUUCGGGGUUUAAACAGAGUCGACCGAUGAACUUGAUUGUUGCGCGGUCACCGGUUUUUACUAUUCCGCCGGGUUUGAGUCCGUCAGGGUUUCUUAACUCGCCUGGGUUCUUUUCUCCACAGAGCCCCUUUGGGAUGUCACACCAACAGGCCUUAGCACAGGUUACAGCUCAAGCUGUCCUAGCACAAUCUCAUAAUAUGCACAUGCAACCUGAAUAUCAGCUGGUCUCAUUAGAACCUCCCACCGAACGACUGAUAGAGCAGCCGUCUUUUACUCGAAAUGAAGCUUCAGAGCAGCAAGUGGCAGCGCCUGUAUCAGAAUCUAGAAAUGCUCAAAUGGAAACGUCGGAAGUUACUCAUUCUGAUAAAAAAUAUCAACCACCUUCCCUACCGAUUGACAAACCUGCAGAUGAUGGCUACAACUGGCGCAAGUAUGGACAGAAGCAGGUUAAGGGGAGUGAGUAUCCGCGGAGCUACUACAAAUGCACGCAUCUGAAUUGUCCCGUCAAGAAAAAAGUUGAGCGUGCCCCUGACGGUCACAUAACUGAAAUUAUCUAUAAAGGCCAGCAUAAUCAUGAGAAGCCUCAGGUAAAUAGGCGCGUCAAAGAAAAUAGUGAUGUGAAUGGAAAUGCAAACGUUCAAACUAACUCAAACUCACAAGGUUGGUUUGGAAAUUCAAACAAAACUAGUGAAAGUAUACGUGAUUGUUCAGUGCCUGAAAGUGACCUGAUCUCCAAUCAAGGGGCUUCUAGGCCACUACCGGGAUCAAGUGAAAUUGUGGAAGUGGAUGAUGCAGACAAUAAGGAAGAGGGAGGCGACUCUGGGCCAAACCCAAAGAGAAGGAGCAUUGAGCCUGUGGUUGCUGAAGCACCUGCGUCUCAGAAGACUGUCACAGAACCCAAAAUCAUUGUGCAAACAAGAAGUGAAGUUGAUCUUUUAGAUGAUGGCUACAGGUGGAGAAAGUACGGUCAGAAAGUGGUGAAGGGAAAUCCUCAUCCAAGGAGUUAUUACAAGUGCACUAGUGCAGGGUGCAACGUGCGCAAACACGUUGAGAGAGCAUCAACGGACCCAAAAGCUGUCAUAACUACGUACGAGGGAAAACAUAAUCACGAUGUCCCUGCUGCUAGAAACAGCAGUCACAAUACAGCUAAUAGCAAUUCAAUGUCAUCAAAGCCACAGGCUAGGGUGCCAGAGAAACAUCCUUUGCUUAAAGAUAUGGAAUUCGGAAACAACGAUCAGAGACCUGUACAUUUACGCUUAAAAGAAGAGCAAAUCAUAGUAUAAAAGCCUCGUGCAAGAAUCAGCGGCGCCAGGAUCAGAAAUACAAUACACCUGGUAUAUAGACUGAAGCUGUGUAGAAGAUGAAUUGGUUGUAAGAACAUGUUUAAUGUUUUCUAGCUUCUUUUGUAUGUAUAACACCUUUUUUUGUAUAUUGAAAUUGUGGAAUUGCUUCUGUAUAAGAUAUUGUUCAAAUGUAUGAAGAUCAUUUCAACUGAUCUAUGGACAUUAUAUUAUAAAUUCAUAAACCAUGAUGCUCUUGGUACUGUCUAAUAAAAUUGAAAAGUUGGUAUCA